AUGUUACCGCUUUCAAAGCGGUACGUUGAUCUGCUAUUUACUUCGGUGCUUCUGUUAUGCGUUAUAUUCGCAGUGUUAAAGACAGCAUAUGCUCAACAAGUUGUUGGCCAACAAAAUAUUGCAGCUGGCCAAGAAGCUGGUUCAUUAUUCACUGGUGUUGGAACAAAUCCGAACUAUGGAGUUAACUUAGUUCCGUUUGGCCCAGAAGCAGGCGAUCAACAGGUUUUACCUGGCAUGUUAACGUCUGGUCAAACCAUCGAUCUGCAUAUGUAUUUUCCAUUUUACGGUGGCCUAUAUAAUUACUCAUCGUUGUCUGUAAAUGGGUAUAUAACAUUCGCGACUGUGCUUGAUCAAGGUCCAACAAUUAAUGUUGGCGUUGACAGCACCAACUGGCCAAAACAACAAGAUCCAGCAAUGAUAGCUCCUUAUUUAUGCAAACAACAGAUAACUCAAAAUCCGAGCCCUGGAUUGAGAGCUGGCGUCUUCUACCGACUCAUACUUAGACAAUCGUUAUUCGGCCGUCAAUCCGGUAGCAAUCUAGGUUACGGAACUUUGAAUCAAAACACAUUUUUCGGGCAACCAGCAUCUCAGGCUUGUCCAAGCACUCCAGACUCAUAUGUACGAUGCGAUCAGCAAAGCGAUUAUUUUUUAGAUGAAAUGAUGAGAUGGUUACAAGAAGGCGUUGUUGGAGCGACAGCUUUCCGUGCAGAUGCUGCUCUUGUUGUCACUUGGUACAAUACGGCCUCGGCAAUUUCCGGUCGAUCUGAUAUCGAUGCAGGGCAGUUGGCAACUUAUCAGGUCGUCUGGUUGACUGAUCAGCCCGCACGUUUGAGUUAUGUCAUUAUCAACUAUGAUAAGCUUGGAUUUGAUGCUGCUGAUUUUCGAGCAAACUCACGAAGUGGCCGUUGUCAAGCUUUAUUCAACGGUGGUAAUCAUACUGGAACUGUUCCGGUUGAUCCGACGUUUGCCUUCAAGAACACUCCUAAAGUAUUGGCACAGCGAUCCGGCGUACCGCAUAUGGUACGUGGGCGGUAUAUGUUCAGAGUUGAUGAUGUGGUAAGACCGGCUGGGUGUUCCAAUAAGACUGGUGGCACAUUUCCAAUGCUGAUUUAUCCAAACAUUGUUAACAUGCUCGGAGAAAUGACUGUUGAUGUAAAUGCACUUUGUCUUGAUCGAACGCAGACCUAUAUGCUGAUGAUUGAACAGCGUCAGACGGCUCCUUGUGAUGUUAUAAAUGCUGCAAUUGCUCGUUGUCAUUUACCAAAAAUUUAUGAUUGGGGCACAAAAACCGUCUAUUUUCAACCGCAAUCGGGCGGAGCGAAUGAUGAAAAGGCAUUUGUGGGUUAUAUAUAUUUUGUACCUCCAACACUAGAUCCAAUGCGGUUAGAAAUAGGAAAUAUAUAUGAUUGGUUUAAUAACCCUAUGGAGCGAACGCAAAUGCCCGUAUCAUGGUACCCCCGGAAUUUCACUAACCCUGAUAUUAACGUAAUGGGGGACACUCGACUUAGUGAGGAUACUAUAUACGGUGUACAACUUGGCCUCUACGUUAUUGGUUAUAAGGAAUCACUCGAUAACGACAUUAAAAAAUUUCGUCCAGAACAUCGCACUUUGUGCCGUUUGACGACAUAUUCAAACCGAAACACUUAUGAAUAUCGCUGGAGGCCACAGGAAGAAAGAAUUGUUCUCAAUCAGGUUGAACGUUGGUACCUUACUGAGUGGGAGCGUAUGAAUGAUCUAUACACUUAUCGAUUUGGAUACUUAAAAUUAGCUCCGUUGGGAUCAACAGCAGAAGACACCAGUGGAGAGGUUCUAAACUCAGGUUUGGUAUCUGCACCGAUAUCACUGCAUUGGCUGUGGACGGUGAAUAAUCCUCAGUAUUCGUCGCAGACGUAUACUGCUCAAGAUGCAGCUAGUCGUGCAGAUUUCGUUGCUGACAAAGCGAGACAAAUGUGCCAUGAUUGGUAUGACGAGGAUGGUGCAUUACACAACUUUAUUCGCGAUACUGAAACGAAUGCGUCUUGUCCUUGUGUAGAAAGUCAGGCGAGAAUGGAUUUGGGAAGGUUUAUGCCUCAUCCACGUUGUUCUCAGGCGUUUCGCGAUAUUACUUGCACAACUACUAUUGGUUCGAAAAACUGUUACAUGUCAGCUCAAAAUAUCUACGGUUCAUAUGCUGGCGAAGGAAUUGAUAGUUACAACGAUAACGCAGCUCGAUUUCCAACUCAUUAUGGUCAAGUAUGCUGUUAUGAUGAGGAAGGAAAACUAAUGCAAACUAGUUACCAACCAGUGGUGAAGGUUGUUGACCAAACGCCGUACAAUCCAGGUUAUCCACUGCGGGCGUACGAAUUUGGAACACAUCCUUAUAUGGGACAAUUUGAAGUGCCUGGCCUGUCAGCAUUCCACCAUGAUUAUAUGCCCUACUAUUUAUGCUGCAAAUUUGCCAAAUUUCGUUGCCAGCUUUUCUACUGGAGGCGACCAAGUAGUGGAUGCCAGGAAUAUCAGCCUCCAGCAAUUGGUAGCGCCAUUGGAGCAGGAUCGUUCAAUACUAUUGAUAAUGAUAAAUUUGUUUUUAACGAACCUGGAGUUUACACAAUGCUUCAUAUUCCAAGAACAGUUACAAAUCCGGAAGUGCGAAUUCAAGUCCGGCUUGAACGGUACCCCAACCGCAAAGUCGACUUCAGUUUGCUGGGACGUGUGAUCGGACAAGCAAACUUAGUACAACCUACUAAUGCUACUGUAAUCACUGGAGUUGCAAUCGAAGCAACAGGAACUGACCGGGUCGUUGUUGUAGCAAGAAAAGAUACUAGACGCUUUAGAUACCGUACCAGCGUUAUUGUCGGAAAUAUUCUUAGAUACUUUGAUACAAUGCGACUUCAGCGAUUCAAAGGAGUUCUCGUCUAUGUAAACAACGUUGAACGAGGACAGCCUGAAAUUUAUGUAGUUCUUGAGGAAGCUCAAAUAGGUAUACGUGUCAGAGAGUCAUAUGCUCUUGAUAUCGAUCGUUUGUCAAAUUAUCAAGAGAGCAUGGGCAUGCUUGAUGUUCUCCUUAGUGUACCGCCACAGUACGGAGUGCGUCCUGAUGGUGACAAAACUCGAGAAGCAGAUAUGCGAGCUCGUUAUAACUUACCGAGAGUUUCUGGUUUAAUGAGACCUUAUCCAGACCAAACAACAGCCUCCUAUCUUGCUGGACUAACCAUAAAUGACGUAAAUUCAGAGGCAGUACGACAACAAAUUAUUGCCAACUAUCGCAUACCUGGCAGUGGAGAACCAGGUACUGAUCAGAACAUAGCGGGAACUUUGAAUCAGAACAUUCCAACGGACAACAUGUUUACCACCAGUCGCGAUGAGGACAAAAAGUUUGAAGUAUUUCCCGAAGCAUCAAUGAAAAGUGGACCCAUAUUCAAAACUGCUGAAGAAUAUGAAACCGGUAUAUAUCGUUUUGUUCCGAGGACAGGUCAAAUGUUAAAUCAGUUGUUGCAGACAUGUCGUGAUCUUCAACAGAGUCAGCUUAUAAAUGCUCAACCAUUACAAACACAAUUAAACGAGCAGUAUGGUAUGUCACAGUGCCCAGACAAUCCUGCACAAAUCAUUUCUGAAUGUGGUGACAGCGUUUCUUGCCUAUACGACAAUACAAUGUUGAACGCCCGGAUUUUGGGACUAGAAGCGCAAAAUACCUGGAACACCUUUACAGCAGAAAGAAUUGAUGCUACACGACAAUAUAACAGCUGUGGUCCUAUCAACAUUGAAUAUCCUGAAUAUAUGAUGAAAACUCCUUCACUGUCAUCGGGUUACUUGCAGGGUGAUGUGGCACGAUUUGACUGCUUCCAAACACAUUGGGUGAAAGGCGAUAAUGAAUUUAGAUGCAGUAUUGUAAUUGACCGUAACAACCCAACCAAUUACCGCUUUGAGUGGAACAAGGGAGGGCAACCAUGGUGUCGAUCACGGGAAAAGGAUAAUCUAUUUAAAUGGCUUACUAUUGUCUUUUCUACAAUUGCUAUAAUAAUGGCUAUAACUUUGAUAUUCUUGGUCUGCUGGUGUAUGAAGCAGAAAAAAAGGAAGGAGGCUGGUGAGAGAACUUCAUCAGUUUACGACAAAACGCCGAUUCGUGGAUCGGUGUCGUAUGAAAAUAAACCGUUUUCGAAGGCUCGUACUGACUCAAUGUCGAGUAUCACCAACCAACCUUAUCGCGAUACAGUCACUAACAUUACACCACAGCCGUCAAGUCCAAUGAAGACAACUACGACAGUAGCUCCAAGGUAUUCUAUAUAGCA
This is a messenger RNA of Enterobius vermicularis (human pinworm), 4268 nucleotides long. NCBI's taxonomy places the organism in Eukaryota, Metazoa, Nematoda, Chromadorea, Rhabditida, Oxyuridae. The record is from the annotation of a GenBank genome assembly.